AUGGAGACUAACGACUCAUGGUUCCUGGCACUCCAAAAUGACGCGCUUGAGUUUCUACGCGGCGUUACUGCUACGGCUCUCAAUACCAGCACUUUCCUACAAUAUCAGGAUAUCGGCAAUGCCAUCAACCUAGCGUCGUUCAUAAAGCAGCUAGACAAGAUGGAUAUCGACUACCGUUGCGAUGCGUUCCUCAAGUCUGUCGUGGAGCACGUUGUCCUGCGUGAACUGCGGUUGCUCAAACACAAAGCACGGAUCCCGGUCCCGAAAGGCGUAACGCUUUUUGGAGUCAUGGACGAGACUGGAUUUCUUAAGGAAAAGGAAGUUUACGUCUGCUUCGACGAAAGACGAGGUAAGAGCGGCGAGCUUAUGGACGCCACUUUGACCGAUGGUCCCAUUAUCGUCACGCGAUCCCCAGCUCUCCACCCGGGCGACAUUCAAUACGUGAAAAUGCUGAGUGGUGGAGACCUUGACGGAGACCUGUACAAUGUCAUUUGGGACCCUCGCGCUCGACCCGGGAGGGUUUAUGAAGCUGCCGAUUAUGCACGCGUGGUCGCCCCGUCCCUUAAUAGGGCAGUUACCCGCCAUGACAUUGCGGACUUCUUUAUUGACUUUAUGAAGUCAGACAUUCUGGGGUUAAUUGCAAUCAGGCAUCAGAUUCUUGCAGACGUCCAAGACGAAGGGACUGCUGACCUCGAAUGCAUUGAGCUCGCCGAGCUCCACUCAACUGCGGUCGACUAUUCCAAGACUGGUAUUGCAGUGGAUUGGCGAGAGAUGCCUCGGGCGCCGCGCUCGCGUCCCGACUUCCUCGCCCCCGCGCCUCCACUCCAUGUCUACGAUCUUGGCCAAAUCAGCCAUAUAGCUGAAGAGGACGAUUAUGAGGACGUAAACGGCAUGGGCAUUGUCAAACAAAGGUAUCAUGAAUCGCAAAAGAUACUAGGCCGGCUGUAUCAUGGCAUUGAUGAGAAGAAGAUCUGGAAGGAAGACAUACACAGGCCCACCACGACAGACGGUCCGUCGGUAUGGGCGCAGCUGAUGGGACGAGUUCGUACUGAUAUGCGUUCAUUCGGAAUCAGGACUUACUACAGUCAUCAUUUUAAACAAGCCUUGAAGAUUCGAGCACUUUAUGAGGACUCAAUAGCGGACAGCAUGUGGCACUUUUCCGAUAAUCCGAGAAACUGCAUUUCCGAAGCAGAGGCCUUUUGCGGCUCGAUUCUCAACAAAAAGGGUGUGCAGUCCCGGCAGCAGCGCGAGACGUCUAUCCAGCUGAAAGAGGAGAGCGACAGGGUCAUGACAUGGAUCACCAAGCUCAUGCGCGACGGGAUCGACCAAGGCGACGAAGCUGCGGCGAGUUUCGGCGAUGAAGGCGACGACGAUAGUCCCAACGAGCACAAGGCAAUUCGUUUGUCCUGGGCGUGCUUGGUUGUAGGCUGCAUCAAAGCUGGAGAAGGAGUAAAGUCGACAAAUCGCGGGACGGGCGAGCUGCAGAGCUUUCGCGUCAUUGCUGCCGCUUGCUUGGUGAAGGAACUGAAUAGUCUGAGGAGCAGGCGUCUUCAGGAAGAGAUUUACGACGACAAGAUAAAGAAUUCCAAAAGGCAAAGAGGUGCAUGA
Molecule: messenger RNA, 1608 nt
Organism: Akanthomyces muscarius
Lineage: Eukaryota; Fungi; Ascomycota; Sordariomycetes; Hypocreales; Cordycipitaceae
Exons: 4
Coding region: 1-1608 (535 amino acids)
Biological process (GO): siRNA processing
Cellular component (GO): nuclear RNA-directed RNA polymerase complex
Molecular function (GO): RNA-directed RNA polymerase activity
Source: RefSeq, a predicted model, not a curated record